Molecule: messenger RNA, 1919 nt
Organism: Petromyzon marinus (sea lamprey)
Lineage: Eukaryota; Metazoa; Chordata; Hyperoartia; Petromyzontiformes; Petromyzontidae
Gene: PET100
Product: PET100 cytochrome c oxidase chaperone
Biological process (GO): mitochondrial respiratory chain complex IV assembly
Cellular component (GO): mitochondrial inner membrane; mitochondrion
Source: RefSeq, a predicted model, not a curated record
CCACCACGUGCCGUGACGUCACAGCUGUCGUAGGAAGUCGCCGCCGCCGCCGCUGCCGCUGCCGCCGCCGUCCUCGCGCUCUCGACAACGACAACACAGGAGGGGGGGGGGGCACCACCAAUCAUGGGGGGCGUCCGACUCGAGAUCUUCCGCAUGAUGCUGUACCUGUCCUUCCCCGUCGCUAUGUUCUGGGUGUCGAACCAGGCCGAGUACUUUGAGGAGUACGUGGUGAAGAGGAAGAAAGAAAUCUUCCCGGCGAACGAGAGCAAGCAGAGGGAGGAGCUGGAGAGAUUCAAGCAGUUCAUCCAGAUGGAGCAAGCGAAGAAGCACGAAUGAGCUCCGUGGGAUUCCGUUCCGCACGGACUCCUCCGGAUCGCCCGCCGCGUGAUUUUCGCUCGACCGGACGAGUGCGCCUAUCGAAAUCUCUGUCAUUCGGGCCUUCUCCCCGCGGGCCUCUUGCGAGCGUCACCACGCGCGGUGGCCUCAUUUACCUUAGUCGGGCGACGCGGCCCCUCACGGUAGACGUGGGGCUUCCACAGCCGUACAAGCUGCGUCGCUCCCGUGUACGGGAUCGUCGCACCGUCUCGCUCCCGUGUACGGGGAGCGACUGCGUUCGCGAGUUGGUCAACGGCUGUUGUUGCUCAGGUCGCCCUCGUUGCUCUCGCCGAUCUCUGUGGGCCGCAGAGACCGGCGCGCAGCAAAUUGGCGGAGGAGAUGUAACGCGACGGGGGAAAAGUUGCCGGCGAAACCGCGGCGCUGCGGCUGUUGUGGCUUUGGCCGCUGCCGUGGCUACACGGUCGGUAAUCGUCACACAUUUGCGCCUACCGGGAAAGAAAAAAACCUUUUUUCGUCGUCGUGUUACGUUACCGCGGCUAAUCCGCUCUCCUGACCUUUGUGGUCUACGCAGAGCAGCUGGGCCGGGGCGACUCGAGCAACGGCCGGCGAGGGGAAGUUGUUGCUUAACGGGAACGGCCUCUCGUCGCGACGAUCGUCAUUGUAGUUUAAAUUGCGCUGGGCGGCGGCUCGCGCGGGCGAGACACGGAUUUCUUCCGUCGGUUGUGGGCUGAACGGAGGUGAUGGGAGGAUGACCCUCGUCGCCGCCCCUCCUGGCAGGCCGGGUACUGAAGUCGCCUUGUGCCGCCGCUGGGGGGGCGCCCUGUCAAGAGCGCGUCGAGACGAUGAGUGAAGUGUCUCGCUGCUGUGAUGACAUUGAUGGCGAUGACGACGAUGACGACGACGACGAUGAUGAUGUGCCCGCUACAUAAAGUGCCGUUUGCCCUCUUGAGACUUGCACCGAAUGGAUCUGUGACGCGGGUUCACGCGCUCGUUCGCUCGCUCGCUCGCACCCGCGCAUCCGUCCCACCGCUGCCGGUCUGAACCUAUUUGACGAUGCGUCGACAAAAGUUAUGAGCUUUGACACGUGCGCAGGCAGUGCCUCAUUCACGCGUGUCUCCACGUGAAUGCGAUAUAUUAUUGUUCCAUACCCCCAUCCCAUCAGCCGCACGCACGCACGCACGGCCUUCUGGGAGGGCAUCAUUUGAGCAGCAUUGGUUCAAUACGGGCACAUCUCUGGACGUGGUUUCGACAUGCCUUGUCUCACCGGCAUGAUAAGGUUUGCGCUGAAGCAGCGCUUGGCGAGAAGCGACAGCUGUGCGUAGGCGCCGUGGUCAGGACAUCUGCGAAAGAGCUUUACAGCCGGUCGGAUUCCUCCAGUGUCAACAUUGCCGAUUCUGGGACCGUUCGAUCUUGGGCCAACCCCUAAUUCGACACAACACGGUGAGCGGGCGUCGCUGGGGAGGACAGCAAAGCGGACAACCACAAGAGGGAACGCCUCGUUCGUGUGUCCAAGUUGUACGAGCGACCGGUGAACGUUACGGUGGGACCCCGGGGUCCCGAAUAAACGGAAGCCAAAAUCGUAA